Messenger RNA from Nematolebias whitei (Rio pearlfish), 1930 nucleotides. RefSeq names its product basic leucine zipper and W2 domains 1a (gene bzw1a). Gene Ontology annotation, cellular component: membrane; cytoplasm. Gene Ontology annotation, molecular function: protein binding. The record is from RefSeq and is a predicted model, not a curated record. The transcript is spliced from 12 exons. Lineage: Eukaryota; Metazoa; Chordata; Actinopteri; Cyprinodontiformes; Rivulidae. Bases 100 to 1359 code for a protein of 419 amino acids.
ACGGGAAGCUCUUUUUGUUUGGGCCGUUCUGUCUCCAGUCUUGCUUCAAUUCCCCUGGUUAACAACCGUUUUUUAUCUGCAUUAAUUUCGGUGUCUUUUAUGAAUAAUCAAAAGCAGCAAAAGCCAACGCUUACCGGCCAGCGUUUCAAAACGAGGAAAAGAGAUGAAAAGGAGAGAUUUGACCCUACUCAGUUUCAAGAAAGUAUCGUACAAGGCUUGAAUCAAACUGGCACUGAUUUGGACGCGGUCGCGAAGUUCCUCGAUGCUUCUGGCGCCAAGCUUGACUACCGCCGGUAUGCAGAGACACUGUUUGACAUCCUGGUGGCCGGCGGAAUGCUGGCCCCAGGCGGGACUCUGUCUGACGACAUGACCCGCACCGAAUUCUGCCUCUUUACGGCACAAGAAGACCUGGAGACAAUGCAAGCAUAUGCUCAGGUUUUUAACAAGCUGAUCAGGCGUUACAAGUACCUGGAGAAGGGGUUCGAAGAGGAGAUCAAAAAGUUGCUGCUGUUUCUAAAGGGGUUCACCGAGUCCGAGCGCAACAAGCUCGCCAUGCUGACCGGCAUCCUGCUGGCGAAUGGCAGCAUAUCUGCCUCCAUCCUGAACAGCCUCUUCAACGAGAACCUCGUCAAGGAGGGAGUCUCUGCAGCUUUCGCCGUCAAGCUGUUCAAGUCAUGGAUCAACGAGAAGGACAUCAACUCUGUUGCUGGCAGUCUCCGCAAAGUUGGGAUGGACAACAGGCUGAUGGAGCUCUUUCCUGCCAACAAGCGGAGCUGCGAGCAUUUUUCUAAGUACUUUACUGACGCCGGGCUGAAGGAGCUGUCCGACUUUGCCCGCAACCAGCAGUCAAUCGGCGCCCGGAAGGAGCUGCAGAAGGAGCUCCAGGAGAUGAUGGCCCAUGGCGACCCUCUGAAGGAGAUCAUCACCUUCACCAGAGAGGAGAUGAAAAAGGCCAGCCUUUCUGAGCAGGCCUUGAUUGGCAUCAUCUGGACCAGCGUGAUGAGCUCCGUGGAGUGGAACAAGAAGGAAGAGCUGGUGACUGAACAAGCCAUCAAACACUUGAAGCAAUACAGCCCUCUGCUGAAAUCCUUCACCUCCCAGGGUCUGUCUGAGCUCAGCCUGCUGCUGAAGAUCCAGGAGUACUGCUACGACAACAUCCACUUCAUGAAGGCCUUUCAGAAGAUCGUGGUGCUCCUCUACAAAGCUGAUGUUUUGAGCGAAGAGGCCAUAUUGAAGUGGUACACCGAGGCCCACCUUGCCAAGGGGAAGAGCGUUUUCCUCGAGCAAAUGAAGAAAUUUGUGGAGUGGCUUAAAAACGCCGAGGAAGAAUCCGAAUCAGAAGAGGAGGAGGCGGACUGAAACUUUUUUUUUUUUGUUUGUUUUCACUUUUUUUUUUCUUUGUUUUGUAGCAACAGGAGCUGUAGAACGUCCCGACCCAUCUUUUUCUACCUCCUGUUACUUAUUUAUCCCCCUACACUCACAAACACGUGCAUACACACUUAACUGAAUGACUCAUUAAAGCAGUAUUUAAAUAAACUAAGAAGGGCUCUGUCCUUUGCAACUCAGAAAUCAAUAUCUUUAUUCAUAUUUUGUAAUUUGAACAAUUCCUCUCGAUCAGUUUGAAUAGAAAGCCGGCACAUUUCACUUCAUGAUCAUGGAUGAAAUCAGUUUUGCCAAAAUAUUAUAUUUUUGUCCAGCUGUACUUAAAAUAUUUUCAGCCUGACUCUGUUGGUUCAGUUCAGUCUAUAUAACUUGGAUUUUUUUUUUUUUUUUUUUUUACUUCCGGGUCACGUCUCGUCAGUCCGUCAGGAGACACGCCAACACCCCAGUAAGACUCAUCGCCAGCCACACAAAUACUAAAGGUUUCUACUUUCUGUAAUCGGAUAUAAACCAGUUGACUUUUUUAAUUAAUAAAGAAUAUUGAAAUGGU